UUUGAUGUGAGCCAUGAUGACACACAUCUCCAUACCUGUCACUCAUUCAUCCCCUGGCUCCUCCCAUCUUCUACCGGUGCUCACCUGUUUGUUCUGAAUGAUUGACACACAAACGGCUGAUGACCUUUGACCUGGUUCAGGCCCGUUCCUCAGCUGUUUCUAAAACCAAGGCGUCGUGUUCAUAGUUUCGUUGUGUUGGUGUUUCUCUUAAAGUUGACGGCGUAAACCAUCAGGUGCUGUCAUGUUGCCUUCAGGUAUCAUCUGUCCUGUCUGAUUAUCCGUCAGACGGUCUUGCCCUCGGCAGGGGGAGGGCCUUCAGGUCUUUAACUUUGUUUAGUUCCAACCAACUCCUCAGAUGCUGUUUAGACGGCGUCCGUGCAGGUUCCUCAGCUCCUGAAGGUGUAAACCACGCUGUCUCCAUGGAUACCAGUGGUCUGUCCUUGUCCUCGCUGUGGUCCAGGAGGUACAGACCCCAGGGUAAGAUCAGGAGGCGGGUCCAGAGCUUGCGCGUGGCCUCGCUGUUGCCCUACGACCCCACGGUGGACGGAUCCACAUUGGACCUGAGCCACAAUGAGAGUGUGCGGGUGGCGGCGGAUGCUCUGCUCAGCGGUGGUCUGGACGGGUUCCAUAAGGCGCUGGACGCCGAGGGGGAGCUGGACUUCCUGUCCCAGCUGGAGAAGACGUACCUGCUGGAGAAUGCCAAGGAUACCAGCGCAGAUGAUUCUGGUUCUGAUGACGGUCAUGAACUGUUUGGAUCCUGGACCAGUGGGAGGCCGGUGGUGUCAUCAGACUCUGGUUUGACAGUGGACGGUUUGGACCUGAACACCUCCACAGGUGUGGUGUGUAGUGGGCUGAAUGUCAACGCCCCCAGUGUCCAGGUCGUCUUCUACUGUGAGGGCGGGGCAGCGACCUUGAAAGACCAGGUCCGAGAAUUCAUCCGGAAAACUAAAAAGUCUCUGUCCAUGGUGGUGGACGUCUUCAGUGAUGUGGAGCUGCUGUGUGACCUCCUGGAGGCAUCCAAUAAGAGGAACGUGACAGUUCAUCUGAUUCUGGAUCAGCUCAACCUCCACCUGUUCAUCGACAUGUGUGAGAACCUCCACCUCAACGGAAACACCUUCACAAAACUGUGUGUCCACAGCGCUGAGGGACAGACGUACUGUGCGAAAACAGGCAGGACAGUGUCGGGUCAGAUUUCAGAGACUUUUCUCAUCGGUGAUGGGACGGAGGUUCUGACCGGGUCCUUCAGCUUCUCCUGGCUCAGCUGGCAGGUCCAUCGGACUCUGGCGGUUCUGGUCAAAGGCAGCCUCACUUCCUCCUUCCAUCAGGAGUUCCUCAGACUCAUCUCCAGCUCCAAACCUGUUCCUGGAUUUGUCUCAGCGCCAUAUGGCCCCAUCCCCUUUAGACCGCCACAUGUCCACAAGACGAGGAAAAACCGGAUGAACGCAGUGUGGACAGAAGGCCCACCUAUAGAUGACACCCAGAUGAACCCAAAGGGUCCACCAGAUCCACUGGGUCUACAGGGUCCACCAAGUCCACUGGGUUUGCAGGGUUCACCAGGUCUACAGGGUCCACUGGGUCUACAGGCUCCACCAGGUCCAUCAGGUCUAUUCGGUCAACCUGGUCCACCAGAUCUACAGCAGAACAGAUCUGUGGAGGGACAGCCCCAAGUGGGCGGAGUCUCCAAGAACCAAGGGGAUGACACUCUGGAGGCCAGUCAAAACCAAACCAGCCCUCAAGUCCAGAACCAUCUUGGCCCUCCUCAGACCCAGGUCCGACACAUCCAGACUCAGCUGAGGGGGCUCACAUUCAGCAGAACUGAGACUGUUUCAGAGGGUCAAAGGUCAAACCCUCAGGGUCAACACGGGGUGGUCACUCUGAGGUUCAACUCCCAUCUGCAGAACCUCGGACCUCAAGGACUUCUGCUUCAGCAAAGAAACCUGUUGAGUCCAGGUGUGAACCAGGACCUGGACUUGAAACCAAGACCCUUUAGUGCCAAUGUCCUCCAUCACUCCACACCACCAGAACAUCAGGCCCAGAAGUUUGUCUUCAACCAGUCCAGAGUCCUGACAAACGAGUUCCAGACUAGACUGACCUGUCUCAGCUCCAGGGGACCAGAUCCAUCACAUAGAGUCCAUCUGUACCCCCGUCAGCCUGAGCCGGGUCCAGGUCCGUCGGGUCCAGGACUGUAUAUACGUCACCGGCAGAACCCCACCCCAAGGCUGAACUGGGUUCCACAGAGUCCCACCCUAAGACCCCGACCCGUGACCCGCCCCAGCUCCUUCGAUCUGGAUAAGAGGAUGAGUGGAUGGUCAGGUUGGAGUCCGUUCAACAGCAGAACUUCAGGAAGGACCAAGAACACGAACGACGAGACUGAACCGGAACACGAAGACCUGAACCAGAACAUGAACACCUGAACCAGAACAUGAAGACCUGAACCAGAUGGGUCCAGUCGGUUCAGACUCCCAUUCAGACCUGGAUUGGUUCGGUUCUGUCAGGUCAGAUGUCCUCUGCAGGUCAGUCCAACUCAUGUUAGUUCAGGUUCCACAUUCAGACCAGUAUGAUCUAAAGUGGGUCAGAACCAGUACAAUAAUAAUAAUAUAAUAAACUACAAAUAAUGACAAAUACAAACUGUUUUAGUGUAAAAAAGAAAAAUGACAUGAAAAUGUUUACAUUUACAAACUAACCUUUAAAACAUGAAUAACACGAUUGACCUGAACUGUAAUUGGACCCAUAUUCAGUGGAUCAUGAUAACGAACAGGACCAGUGGAUCUACAAACGCACAGAUACUGGAUCAGUUCCACGUGUUCAUGAUAACAAACAGAACCAGUGGAUCUACAAAUGCACAGAUACUGGAUCAGUUCCACUUGUUCACAUUCAGACGUUCCAGGUUCAGAUUUGUUCAGAUUGUUCACAUUUAAAGGGUAGUUUGUAAACAUCAAUAUUUUCAUUUAAUUUAACUUUUUUCUUUACAUUUAGAGAAACAUUUGUAUUUGUCAUUAUUUAUAGGUUAUUCUAUUCUUAUUGUACUGGUUCUGAUCCUCUUUAGGUCAUAUUUGUCUGAAUGAACCUGAACUAACGAGUUUAUCUUCAUUUAUUCAUAUCUUAUUCAUCCCAUGAACCUGAUUGGACCCUUUGGUUCUGGCCCACGGGCUGUAUGUUGGACACCCCCAGUUCAUCCAUUUAAGACAGAGGUGACUUGAAACCAAACUCAUGGAUAAAGUUCAGUGUACAGGGUGGGGAAGCAAAAUUUACAAUAUUUUGAGGCAGG
This is a messenger RNA of Sphaeramia orbicularis (orbiculate cardinalfish), 3268 nucleotides long. RefSeq names its product protein FAM83A-like. Gene Ontology annotation, molecular function: protein kinase binding. Lineage: Eukaryota; Metazoa; Chordata; Actinopteri; Kurtiformes; Apogonidae. The record is from RefSeq and is a predicted model, not a curated record. The transcript is spliced from 6 exons. Bases 420 to 2414 code for a protein of 664 amino acids. Gene Ontology annotation, biological process: epidermal growth factor receptor signaling pathway.